AUGACCGAUCUACUCUGCGGAAACCGUAAAUCGGGAACUUUCAACGACGCUACUUUCAAGGCCUUCAAUGCAUUUGAAGAGGCACUUUCACAGGUUACACUUUUAGUUCACCACUCUCCGGAGGCACCUUAUAGCCUGACCCUUGAUGCUUCUNAUUGGCGUCGCGUGAUGGAGCUUCCAACGAUUGAGCAACUGAACUUGCAAGCAAGUCCAUCCGAAAUCGAGGAAUGGGUCGAACCAUUCGAGCUCUAG
Messenger RNA from Echinostoma caproni, 252 nucleotides. Lineage: Eukaryota; Metazoa; Platyhelminthes; Trematoda; Plagiorchiida; Echinostomatidae. The record is from the annotation of a GenBank genome assembly.